CGCGACCAUCCGCGUAGAGUUCAGCCAGCAUACCUGCCGCGUGCCCUGCACAGGUGAGCGGCUGAGGUGACGCAGCUCAAUGCGGCUGUAAAGCGGCGCAGAGGGUGGAGAUUUAGCGCCAACUGGAAUCUACGCCUCCUGACGUGGAGCUCAUCUGCGCUCUGCGAGGCGCCAGCUCGGAGCAGUUAGCCCGGCCUAAGCUCAGAAUCCCGGGCACCGCGAGCAGGAGAGCACUGGAGGACAGAGAGCACACACCUGGAGAACCCACUGCGGGGUUAAACCUUCUUUUGGAGCUCUCGGCGGAGCAGGGUGAACUUCAAGGGAGGAACUUGAGGUUUGCUCCCACGGACGCUUCCACGGCCCCGACUAUAAUGAGAGGAACACGGGAAGACACAGAAGCGAAGAGUGCUCCUGCCGAGGCCCCCAAACACACCACAGUCCGACCGAGGAAGAGGAAGGCAGAUGUUGCUAUUGUUUUACCGGAUCUGGAUGAGGAGGUAGCAGAGAUGACGAAGAAGAAGAAGCAGCGCGAGUGUGAGCCGGGCUGGAGUCCUGCAGCUGAUCGCGUGAGUCCGCAGAGGUGGAUCUCCACGCCUGAUCAGGAGGAGUGCCCGCUCGUGCCCCUGGUCAACGCCAGCUUUCCUCAUUACAGCUUCCACACCACAUGUGUGACACCCGUGCACCACGCGCCACUGCCCGCGCUCUGCUGGGCCAGUAAGGACGCCGUGUGGAACAACAUGCUGGAGAAGGACAAGUCCUACACCAGAGACGUCCACAUGAUGGACAAACAUCCACACCUGCAGCCCAAGAUGAGGGCCAUCCUCCUGGACUGGCUCAUGGAGGUGAGCGAGGUCUAUAGGCUGCACAGGGAGACGUACCACCUCGCUCAGGACUACUUUGAUCGCUUCAUGGCCACCCAGAGGAACGUCCUCAAAUCCACGCUGCAGCUCGUCGGCAUCACCUGCCUGUUCAUUGCCGCCAAAGUCGAGGAGAUGUAUCCUCCCAAAGUCCACCAGUUUGCCUACGUGACAGACGAGGCCUGCACAGAAGACGAGAUCCUCAGCAUGGAGAUCAUCGUCAUGAAGGAGCUGAAGUGGAGCCUGAGCCCACAGACUCCCGUGUCCUGGCUCAAUGUUUACAUGCAGGUGGCUUACCUGAAGGACGCGGACGAGCUCCUCCUCCCCAGAUACCCGCAGGCCACCUUCACGCACAUCGCAGAGUUGUUGGACCUGUGCAUGCUGGACGUGCGCUGCCUCGAGUUUUCUAACGGCGUUCUCGCUGCUUCGGCGCUCUUUCACUUCUCGUCCCUGGAGCUGGUGGAGAACGUGUCAGCUCUGAAGAGGGUGGAGGUGGAGGAGUGCGUGAGGUGGAUGGUGCCGUUUGCGAUGGCGCUGCGAGAGGUCGGCAGCUCGCCGAUGAAAACGUUCCCGGGAAUCUCUGCGGAUGACAUGCACAACAUCCAGACACACGCCCCCUACGUGACCUGGCUGGAAAAGGCGUACUCCUACCAGGAGGUGGAGCUGCAGUGUCACGGCGGCUGCCCCGUCCCCUCGGGCGUCUUGACUCCGCCCCUGAGCAGCGAGAAGACCGAAGAGCCGGAUCGAGGCGAGGCCACCGUGGUUAAGAUCAGAGCCAGCAUGGAGUCUCCGCCCCCCCAGUAGCAGAGCGCUGCUGACGCCGGCGGGACAGGAAAGCUCGGCGUGUUGGAUUUGAGUUUCAGCUGAGAUUAAAAUUUUAAUUCCAGGGAGGGAAACAGCAGCGAGGAGACGCGUCACCGCCAAGGGGACGUGCUUAAGCUCCGGUCUGAGCGCGAGCAGAAGAGACUUUGUUUUCAUGCUUUUUAUUAGCGGUGCUGCUGAACGCUCGGAUCAAGUCCAACCACGCCUUUAUUUUCUAUGCAGAGGCCAAACUGAGGAGACCUUUAGUGCGAGCGUGCGCGCUUAAAUCUAUUAGUGGCCUCAUUUGCCCCCAAACUAUUUCUAGGGUCGUGUUUGGCUCUACGUGCUGCUAUAAAGUGGGCUGAGCAUGAUGGGAACUGCGUGCGCGUGUGUGUGUGUGCGUGUGCGUGCGUGCGUGCGUGCGUGCGUGCGUGCGUGCGUGCGUUUUCCUUUUUAAUGGGCACAGUGUGGCCAUGUUCUGCUUGGGGACCAGUAGCUUGGCUACCUUGAUGGACAGGUGAACCAGCCGGGCUUCAGAAGCUAAAUGUUGACUGUCUUGAACUUUGACCUUUUUAUCCCAAAAAUGUCUCUACAUGAUUUGUUUUGUUUGUUUUUUAAUGAAAUGCUGCUACAUGGUUUCCAAUAAAGGUUUUUAAGCUCUUUGA
Molecule: messenger RNA, 2323 nt
Organism: Pundamilia nyererei
Lineage: Eukaryota; Metazoa; Chordata; Actinopteri; Cichliformes; Cichlidae
Gene: ccne1
Product: cyclin E1
Exons: 12
Coding region: 372-1661 (429 amino acids)
Source: RefSeq, a predicted model, not a curated record